Molecule: messenger RNA, 561 nt
Organism: Paramecium tetraurelia
Lineage: Eukaryota; Ciliophora; Oligohymenophorea; Peniculida; Parameciidae
Exons: 1
Source: RefSeq, a predicted model, not a curated record
AUGAAAUAAUUUGUUUAUUUUACUUUGAAGAUCGAAUUAUCCCAAAAAGCUACAGAUUCUUAAAACUAUCUGUAUUUUUAACUAUUUUAAUUCCGUUAUCAUAUUUUGAAACUUUUUUUAUCGAAAUAGUAACAUUUAUUCCUCUUUUUAUAAUUAACUACAUUUUACUACUUUUAUUAAGAACAAUUUUUAAGAUAUUUGAAUCCAUUUAUAGAUUUCAAGGAAUUUCUAGGACUAUUAUAAUUAGUAUAUUCUUUUUAAUUCAUCUUUUGUCAUAUGUAUUAUCUAUCUAUUUAUCUCUUCUAAAGUAAGCAUGAUAAAUAUUUUAGGGGUUAAUGCCAUCAAAAUUUUAAUUUAAAAAUGUCAAUUGUUCUGGGUUGUUCGAUCAUACUGAGUUAUGCUAUAGUAGAUAUCCUAGUCAUUUAUUGCAGAAUAGUUCUAUUUAGAUAUAUAGUAACUCUAAUGAAAGAAGAUGAGUUCAACCCGAUAAAUAGAUUUUUUUACUUCUUUAUUUAGCAUAACAAAUUGUCAGAAAUAUUCUUAGAAUAUACUGUUAUAUGA